Messenger RNA from Drosophila sulfurigaster albostrigata, 1227 nucleotides. RefSeq names its product protein angel (gene angel). The transcript has a single exon. NCBI's taxonomy places the organism in Eukaryota, Metazoa, Arthropoda, Insecta, Diptera, Drosophilidae. The record is from RefSeq and is a predicted model, not a curated record. Gene Ontology annotation, molecular function: 3'-5'-RNA exonuclease activity. Bases 137 to 1192 code for a protein of 351 amino acids.
AGCGAAUAACAACGCAAAGCAAAUGCAAGAAUAACAGCUGAUUUUCACUUAACUCGCUAGCGCAGGCAGUUUUAAGCAGUAUUAUCAACAGAGUGACGCUUGUUGGUAGAUGUGUUUGUUUCGGUGACAUAAAACGAUGUCCAAAUCCCUGCUCCGUUCAUUAAAAACCCGCAUACAAAACACACAACGCGGCCUGAGCAUAGGCCAAAGACGAAUAGCGCCCAAAAUGGAACCACGCUACGAUUAUAAUCGCAAAUGGACGAUGCCUGCUGCUGUCAAGUUAAAGGCUACAACAGAAAACCAAGCUGCAGCGAGUGGAACUACAACCACAUUCAAACUGAUUUCAUACAAUAUUCUCGCACAGGAUUUGUUAAUGGAACACAUGCAUUUAUAUCUGGACCGACCACAAGAACUGCUAACAUGGCACUCCCGACUGCAAAAACUACAGCGCGAGAUUAUCAAACUGGAUGCGGACAUUCUGUGUCUCCAGGAGAUGCAACACAAUCAUCUGCCGCUGCUGGUGCAACGGCUAACAGCCAGCAGUGGCAAGCGUCUGGAGUACGUAUUCAAGAAGAAGACAGGCAAACGCACUGACGGUUGUGCCAUCAUCUAUGAUUCGUACAAAUUCAAGUUGUUACAUCAACGGGCCGUGGAGCUGUACGAUGCAAGCGUACCUCUGCUGGAUCGCGACAAUGUGGCGCUGUUGGCCAAGUUCCGGCUGAAGCAAUCAGAGGAACCCAAGGAAGUGAUUGUGGCCACAACACAUCUGCUGUUCAAUCCGAGACGCAGCGAUGUGCGCUGUGCCCAGGUCACCAAGCUACUGAACGAGUUGCGUCACUUUGCAACCAACUCCACUACUGACAAAACCACGCCCGUUAUUCUCACUGGUGACUUCAAUUCCGAAAUAGAAUCUUCACCCAUGUAUUUGGCCCAAGCCCAAGGCACCGAACCCUCUGCGCUCAACUUUAAGAUACUCGAUCCGGGAGAUUUCACGGCCUCAACGUUUCAGGACGCCUGGAUCACUGUCGACUACAUUAUGCACUCGGAUGCGCCGCAAGCGAAGCACAAGCUCCAGGUGAUCAGCGUCUAUUUGCUGCCCAAAAUUGGCACCUGCGCCAACGCCGGCAACAUACCAAAUUACUACCUCGGCUCAGAUCAUUACUCCUUGGGUGCGGUCUUUGCCAUCGUUUAAGUAUUUGUAAAUUAAAGCGUUAAAGUAAACUUACC